Messenger RNA from Hansenula ciferrii, 648 nucleotides. It is a transcript of the gene CDO1, whose product is annotated as cysteine dioxygenase. Gene Ontology annotation, molecular function: cysteine dioxygenase activity; ferrous iron binding. Lineage: Eukaryota; Fungi; Ascomycota; Saccharomycetes; Phaffomycetales; Wickerhamomycetaceae. Gene Ontology annotation, biological process: L-cysteine catabolic process. The record is from RefSeq and is a predicted model, not a curated record. The coding region runs from base 1 to 648 and encodes 215 amino acids. The transcript has a single exon.
AUGAUUAGAACAAGUUUAUCAUCUUUAACUAGAUGUUCAAGAUUUAGUUUAUGUCAAAGGUUCAAUAAUGUUACAAGAUCAUAUUCAACUUCAUUUGAAUUUGAAUUAUUUAAAAACAAUUCACUUAAAAGUUUAAUUCAAGAUAUCAAAACUUCAUUACCAAUGGAAGGAAUACAAGAACCAACAAAAACUAAACAAAUUUUAAAUUUAUUAAGAAUGUAUGAUACUAAUGAAUCUGAUUGGAAUCAAUACGUCACAAGAACUCCAAAUCAAUCAUAUACAAGAAAUUUAGUUGAAAUUAUAAAUAAUCAUUCAAAAUUAUUAGUCCUUGUAUGGGAACCUGGUAAAAAUUCCAAAAUUCAUCCACAUCCAAAUACUGAUUGUUUUGUUAAAGUUUUAAAAGGUAGUUUACAAGAAGAUUUAUAUGAUAUGGAUGUUUUACACAAGGAAAAAACUUUAAUUCCUAAAAGACAAACUACAUUACCUGAAAAUUCUGUUGCUUUUAUAACUGAUUCUCAUGGAUGUCAUAAGAUUAAUAAUAAAACUAAAGAUAUUGCAAUUUCUUUACAUCUUUAUGUCCCACAAGAUAAAAUUAAAGGUUUACCAGAUGAUAGUCAUCAACCUAUAAAAGAAAAUAAAGAAUGUUAG